CGCCCUCGCCUCACAAGCCAUGAUUGCUUCGAGGUCUUCGGCCCUCCGGGCAGCUGCCCGCCAGUCGGCAGCGGCCAACUCGAGGAAGAACCUCUUCUCCACCGUCGCAAAGGCCGCCGUCGCACCUGCUCGCCAGGCCGGUAUUGCCUCCACCGGCGCUGCUCGCGCCGCUGCAGUGCAGAUGCCCAAGGCUUUCGCUGCCCAGGCCCGCAACCUCGCCACUCCUUCCGAGGCCAAGGGUUCGGUUGGUGCCAUUCGCCAGGUUAUUGGCCCCGUAGUCGACGUUCACUUUGAGGGCGAGGUCCUCCCCCAAAUUCUCAACGCUCUCGAGGUUGACGUCAAGGAGGGCCGUCUCGUGCUCGAGGUCGCCCAGCACUUGGGAGAGAACACUGUCCGCACGAUUGCUAUGGACGGUACUGAGGGUCUCGUCCGUGGCCAAAGGGUCGUCGACACCGGUCUGCCCAUCCAGAUCCCCGUCGGCCCCGGCUGCCUGGGCCGUAUCAUCAACGUCGUCGGUGACCCCAUCGACGAGCGUGGACCCAUCAAGGGAAAGAAGCUCGCCCCCAUCCACGUCGAGCCGCCAUCAUUCGUCGACCAGUCGACCACCGCCGAGGUGCUCGAGACAGGUAUCAAGGUCGUCGACCUGCUCGCCCCGUACGCCCGUGGUGGAAAGAUUGGCCUGUUCGGCGGUGCCGGUGUCGGCAAGACGGUGCUGAUUCAGGAGCUGAUCAACAACAUCGCCAAGGCCCACGGUGGUUUCUCUGUCUUCACCGGCGUCGGAGAGCGCACGCGUGAAGGGAACGACUUGUACCACGAAAUGAUUGAGACUGGUGUCAUCAACCUCGAAGGCGAGUCCAAAGUCGCACUCGUGUUCGGUCAGAUGAACGAGCCCCCUGGUGCCCGUGCCCGUGUCGCCCUGACUGGUCUUACCAUCGCCGAGUACUUCCGUGACGAGGAGGGCCAGGACGUGCUUCUGUUCAUCGACAACAUUUUCCGCUUCACCCAGGCCGGUUCCGAGACAUCUGCCUUGCUCGGUCGUAUCCCUUCCGCUGUCGGUUACCAGCCCACGCUGGCCACCGACAUGGGUGGUAUGCAGGAGCGUAUCACUACCACCAAGAAGGGCUCCAUCACGUCCGUCCAGGCCGUCUACGUCCCGGCCGAUGACUUGACGGACCCUGCGCCUGCCACCACCUUCGCGCACUUGGAUGCCACCACUGUGUUGGCCCGUUCGAUCGCCGAGCUGGGUAUCUACCCGGCCGUCGACCCGCUCGACUCCAAGUCGCGUAUGCUCGACCCGGCAAUCGUCGGCAAGGAGCACUACGACACUGCGACGCGUGUGCAGAAGCUGCUGCAGGACUACAAGUCGCUGCAGGACAUUAUCGCCAUUCUGGGUAUGGACGAGCUGUCGGAAGCAGACAAGCUUACCGUCGAGCGCGCCCGUAAGGUGCAGCGCUUCAUGUCGCAGCCGUUCGCCGUCGCACAGGUCUUCACCGGUAUUGAGGGCAAGCUCGUCCCGCUCAAGGACACGAUCAAGGCCUGCAAGGAGAUCCUCACCGGCCAGCACGACGACAAGCCCGAGGGCGCUUUCUACAUGGUCGGCAACAUUGACGAUGUCGCUGCGAAAGCGGCCGAGCUUGCCAAGCAAGCGUCGUAAUCCGUCCCAUGCAUGACGAUUGCGCUGCGAGCAUAUCAAAAUACCACCCUCCUGCAAAAUGAAACAACCGAACCGAACAGAAGUUGACUUGAAGCUUGUUUCGAGAUCAGCUUGAACCCGACUACCUGUAGAGAAGAAGACUGGCUGCACCUGUCUUUUGCCCUUUGAAAGAGAUCGAUGUUACAGUCUUUUGAUUCAAAA
This is a messenger RNA of Tilletiaria anomala UBC 951, 1855 nucleotides long. Its product is annotated as ATP synthase F1, beta subunit. The transcript has 5 exons. The coding region runs from base 20 to 1654 and encodes 544 amino acids. Gene Ontology annotation, molecular function: ATP binding; proton-transporting ATP synthase activity, rotational mechanism; ATP hydrolysis activity. The record is from RefSeq and is a predicted model, not a curated record. Gene Ontology annotation, biological process: proton motive force-driven mitochondrial ATP synthesis; proton transmembrane transport. NCBI's taxonomy places the organism in Eukaryota, Fungi, Basidiomycota, Exobasidiomycetes, Georgefischeriales, Tilletiariaceae.